Epinephelus lanceolatus (giant grouper) is the source of this 2385-nucleotide messenger RNA. RefSeq names its product fibrinogen silencer-binding protein. The record is from RefSeq and is a predicted model, not a curated record. Lineage: Eukaryota; Metazoa; Chordata; Actinopteri; Perciformes; Serranidae.
AAUGUGGAGGCAGUGUGGCUGUGCUGUGCUCUGUGCUGUGCUUGGUUUGGGGUUUAGAGAGACCGAGCUGUAAGUAGGUCGGGCUGGGCUUAAGCGGCUUAGCUACGUCAGCCUAAGCUGGGAGGAAUUCAUCCAAAGCCCUCCGCGGUAGGCGGGGGCCUAAACGAGGCUGGCCUAGUUAAGCCUGAUUCUUAUUGUGUGCAGCACAGCCUGUUUUUGUUGUGCAACGUGGCUGAGAAGGAACCUACGAGUAGUGUAUGAGUCCAUGCACAUGUUAGACAUCGCUUAUGUUUGAUCUAGAAGAAGACUAGAAGGAAAAUGGGAAAUACAUGGGAGUAAGACCACUGUGAGCUUUAUCACGGUGGACCAAGAGAAGCCGGCAGCAGGGACACAAAAAGACAGGUGGAAAGAGUGAGGAGCCUUAGUCCUGAGUGCGGCUGCUGGAGGGUGACCGCCAUAGGCCUGACUUGGUCUGUGUGAGUCCGCUAUGCUAUAAGAUGGCAUCCAGCUCUGUGUUUCUGUCCAGUAUGGUGGGUAAAGCUCGCUCCUCCAACUUCACCCUCUCUGAGAAGCUGGACCUGUUGAAGCUGGUCCGUCCGCACAUCCGCAUCCUGGAGGAGCACACCAACAAGCAUGCAGUCAUUGUGGACAAGAACAAGUGCUGGGACACUGUCGCUGAGCAGUACAACGCAUUGGGAGGGGACCGACCCCAUCGCACCGCUCAGGGCCUCAGGACCCUCUACAAGAGGCUGAAGGAGUCGGCCAAGCAGGAAGUGAUGCAGCGGAGACACGCCCAGCCGGAGUACAGAGCCAGCAUCUCAGAGCCAACCAGGAGAAUUAUGGAGAUGAUCCCUCACCUGUUUCACCAUGUGCCCAUCCAUGAGAAGGACCAGGCACUGCGCAGAUUAAUAUACAGCAAGCACAACUCUCCUGUAGAGCAUCCUGGCAGCAGCUCCUCUCUGGCCGGACUCCAGGAUUACUCAGCAGCUGUCCCAAGUAUCCCCCAUGAGGUGGUCCAGCUGGACCCUGAAGAGGAUGUUAAACCACCGCCAGAUCUCCCCAUCCUCGCCACACACACAGGGCCAGGGCUGGACGGAGGCCAGGAGCGGGAGGGGGAGCAGGACUUGGGCAGCGUCCACGAUUACGAAGCAUCCCUGUCUCCCGUCCCUUCGUCUGUUAAUAUCCCCCUCUCCACUUCACCGCUGCCCUUACGCCACGACCUCUACCCCAACGACAUCUACCCCCACCACGAGCCCGACAGGUUUCGCCCUCUGCACCUGGCCAAAGAGGAGCACGAGCUGGUGUUAGCCAAUCACAGGAAGGUUGCCAUGUACCUGGAGGAGAAAAGGGAGGGGCUGAAGAGGAAGCAGGACCUGGAGGAGGAACUUCUGAGAGCCAAGAUCAAAGUGGAGAAACUAAAGGCUGCGCGUCUGAGACACGGACUGCCAAUUCCUCUAUAACAAGCAUGAACACGCACAUUUGUGUCCAGUGUUAGAAAGGGAGAGGCUCUGAGGAGCAAUCAAACUCAUCUGUUUUUUAGAACUGUGUCAGAACUUGAAUUUCUUUUGGAAACAUAGUGCCUCGUACAGAUGCUGAAAGCCUGUUUGCAUAUUGCAGGGAAAGGCUGACUCGUGUUGCCAUUGGUCUGUGUUUAUGCUUGUCGGUGUUAAAAAUGUAUCAUCAUUCUAGUACUCAUUGGCAGAAGCAGUAACAUAACUUGUAUGUGCUCACAUUACAAACACUGGCAGGCCGGUAUAGGUAAAAUAAAUGGGAAGGUCCGGGUUCUAGAAGGGAAUAUUGGUAGUUGUGAACUGAGUGAACCAUUUCAUGAUGGAGCUGUUCUUGUCUAGAUCUGCCACCAGUAUGUAUCAAUAGGAAUUUUAGCGUAGUGUUUAAGGGUGUUUGUUUAAGGGAAAGCUUUGUAUUUUUUUUUUUUAAACCUGGACCCUAUGUUUUUGUGUCUAAGCGGCAAAUGGAGACAACAAUAUUUGAAAUUUGUCCAGCAUUGAAAGAGACUGCUGCAAUGUAAUUCCUGCGGGCAAUUGUGCACCGACAAUUUCUUUAUGUUUAAAGUGCUUGAUAGGUCUGAUAGGCUCAGACUGUUAUUAUAAGUGUCUGAUGACAUGUUGAAAAAGACCCAACAGAGAAGUGAAUUGUUUUUCUGCACCUUUCACUGGUCCGGUCUGUUUGUUAGUGUGUGUAACCAAGUCUAGCUCGUUCUGAAAUCUCAUAAACUUCUCCACAUUGUUCGAAUCAGCUACAUGUAACACAACAAACUCUUCCUGGCACCUCUCUCACCAACUCUCACUAACGUCUCCACUGUUGUUUUUCCUGCAACAAGUUGCCUCUUGCUAGAUUUCAGAACAAGACUUCUCCUUGAGCAAG